AUGAGCCGUCCUGCUGGACCGUGGGUUGGUGGAGUUUCUGAUCUUAAUGCGACGUUGUACACUUGCGAAGCAUGGAAAACAGUUCCAGAAAUCAACGAAAAAAACGACGGAGAAUUUUAUGUGGUUCCAAUCAAGGUCUUGAAAGCCCAGAGACAAGUUGUCUCUGGAUUCAGGACUACUCUCGAGAUCUUGGUUGGAGAAUCCGAACGUCCCAAGGAAUCACUUCCAGUCGACCUUAUCACCGCAGCCAACAGUCUACUGAAAGAUAAUGGACAACGUGCCGUUUACAGAGUUGCAAUCUCAGAGAAGGGCAGGAACUUCCGUAAGGUUACCGCCGAGAAGGUCAGAGAUGUUAAGCCAUCGGAAGAAUUUUAA
Molecule: messenger RNA, 375 nt
Organism: Caenorhabditis briggsae
Lineage: Eukaryota; Metazoa; Nematoda; Chromadorea; Rhabditida; Rhabditidae
Exons: 3
Coding region: 1-375 (124 amino acids)
Molecular function (GO): cysteine-type endopeptidase inhibitor activity
Source: RefSeq, a predicted model, not a curated record